Molecule: messenger RNA, 1293 nt
Organism: Andrographis paniculata
Lineage: Eukaryota; Viridiplantae; Streptophyta; Magnoliopsida; Lamiales; Acanthaceae
Product: persulfide dioxygenase ETHE1 homolog, mitochondrial-like
Exons: 9
Coding region: 206-1063 (285 amino acids)
Biological process (GO): glutathione metabolic process; hydrogen sulfide metabolic process
Molecular function (GO): sulfur dioxygenase activity
Source: RefSeq, a predicted model, not a curated record
GAGCCUGCAACUGCAAGUGACAAACCGGCAAAGCUCAGCAUGCCGGCCAGCGAUAGAACCGCUGCACAACAAAUCAAUCAAUCGCUAAACACCUUUCGAUUUGAUUUCACCAUCAUCCUUCAUUGAAUUAAUUAUUCUAAAACCUUCUUGAUUGUGACGGAGAAGAUAAUCUGGGAUUCGACUUCGAUUUCUCCCCCAGGUGGAGAUGCUCUCCAAGUCCCGAUUACUGACAUUUUCAUCGACCUUCAUUGCAAAGAACAUCUCUUCUCCGCCAAUAGCCAAGCUUCGAUCUCCAAUGGAAAUGGAAUCGGCGACGUCGUCUGCCAAAUUGCUUUUUAGGCAGCUGUUUGAGAAGGAGUCGUGUACAUAUACUUACUUACUCGCAGAUGCUUCUCACCCUGAUAAACCAGCACUGCUGGUUGAUCCUGUAGAUCGCACGGUGGACAGAGAUAUUUCCCUCGUGAAAGAAUUGGGAUUGAAGCUUAUAUAUGCAAUUAAUACUCAUGUACAUGCUGAUCAUAUCACCGGGACGGGCUUGCUUAAGAAUAAAAUUCCUGGUGUUAAAUCUAUCAUCUCAAAAGCAAGCAAUGCAAAAGCCGAUCUUCUUGUCGAACCUGGUGACUUAAUUUAUUUCGGUGGUCUUUUUCUGGAGGUACGUGCUACGCCAGGCCACACUCAAGGCUGUGUUACCUAUGUCACGGGUGAUGGACCGGAUCAGCCUCAGCCACGGAUGGCUUUCACAGGUGAUGCUUUGUUGAUACGUGGUUGUGGCAGGACAGAUUUUCAGGGUGGAAGUUCUGACCAGCUUUACAAGUCAGUUCAUUCACAGAUCUUCACAUUGCCGGGAGACACACUGGUGUACCCUGCUCACGAUUACAAAGGAUUCAGCGCAAGCACUGUGAGAGAAGAAAUGCAGCACAAUCCCCGUCUGACAAAAGAUGAGGAAACCUUCAAAAACAUCAUGGCAAAUUUGAACUUGUCGUAUCCAAAGAUGAUAGACGUCGCCGUGCCUGCCAACAUGGUCUGCGGCUUACAAGAUAUUGAGGCAAAGGCCGCGGCAUGAAAAAGGGACAUCGCCGUUACUUACAAGGUACUGUAUUCUCUGGGCAGAGUGUUGAGUUAUUGCCUUGAGCCUAUUAUAAUAAUUGUGUCAUUAUGUUUCGAAUAAGAAGCUUUGGCCUAUUGUACAAGAAUGAUCCAAGAUCUUCUCUAGAUGAAGUUUUUAGCAGCAUGAACAGAGCCUUUGCCAAAAAUUGAUAUUCAACUUUUGCAAUGUCCCUUUUUCAUGUUCCA